GUGUUCCGGUGCCCUUUUCCGUAUAGCUGGGUUAUGGGAACAAUAGCUGGAUUAUGUUUUCCUGUCAUAUUCAAUCAGUUUGAUUUGCCGAUUUAAUUAAGGUAAUGAAAUUUGUCAGUCUUAGGUAGGUUGAGAAUGUACGGUAACUUUAAAUGGAUUGGUUACAGCAGUGCUGAAGUUAGUGUUACUUGGUCAUUACCAAGUGUGUGACUGGUUGGUGGUGGGUGUUGGUGUUACUUGGGCAUCACCAAGUGAGACUGGUUGGUGGUGGGUGUUGGUGUUACUUGGGCAUCACCAAGUGAGACUGGUUGGUGGUGGGUGUUGGUGUUACUUGGGCAUCACCAGAUGUGAGACUGGUUGGUGGUGAUUGUUGGUGUUACUUGGGCAUCACCAGGUGUGAGACUGGUUGGUGGUGAUUGUUGGUGUUACUUGGGCAUCACCAAGUGAGACUGGUUGGUGGUGGGUGUUGGUGUUACUUGGGCAUCACCAGAUGUGAGACUGGUUGGUGGUGAUUGUUGGUGUUACUUGGGCAUCACCAAGUGAGACUGGUUGGUGGUGGGUGUUGGUGUUACUUGGGCAUCACCAAGUGAGACUGGUUGGUGGUGGGUGUUGGGUGUUACUUGGGCAUCACCAAGUGAGACUGGUUGGUGGUGGGUGUUGGUGUUACUUGGGCAUCACCAGAUGUGAGACUGGUUUGGUGGUGAUUGUUGGUGUUACUUGGGCAUCACCAGGUGUGAGACUGGUUGUGGUGAUUGUUGGUGUUACUUGGGCAUCACCAAGCGUGAGACUGGUUGGUGGUGGGUGUAGCGUGAGUGGUAGAUGUAGAGAGGCGAGGCCGAGGUUCACCUGCGUCUAGUCAGUUCAUGUGUUGACGCCGAGGGGGAUACAUGUGUCGUCCACCGCUCUCCCGCCGCCUCGCGCCCACGCUCCAACCCUCGCUUCCUAACACACUGUGAACAUAACAUUUAAUUACAAUUAUAUGGGCAUGUGUGACAGUAAUCGUUUUAUGUAAUUAACGAGGGGAAAGACCUGACUAAUAAGGGAAAAGUGAAGAUCGACAGUUUGUGCUAGAUGUGACCUGUUUUAAACUUAAGUUCAGGGCAUCUUCAAUGCUAAAAAAAUUCACCUUGAUGAAAAGGCGGAGCAGGAUGCCAGGUUGAGUGUUAGUGUUGAACGAGGGUGUCGAGGAGUGUGGCCCCCGCGCGGAGAAACUGCCCCAGGUGGCAGACGAGGCUCGGGUAUCCACCAGGUGUAGGCUCACGCCUGCCUGCUGAUUCACUUCCCCGUCUUUGAAUGCUAAUGAAGUUUUUCUUUGCAUCCUUCAGCGGCAAGGCAAAUUACCGAGUAUGUUGGCAGUGUGUGGGAGUGUGGACAGAACACAGGUGUGUGGUGCGCGCGACACCUGCGCGGCGGCUCACUCCCACGCCCACAGCAUCUGACGGUGGGCGGCAGACGACCCUCAGUAGGACAUUUAAAGUAGGCGUUGAGAGGUGACAAGAGCGUGGCGGAGAUGAUCUUCCCUGGACCGAAGUCGCUGCAUUAAAUUCAGCACCAAAAUGCUGUGUUGUGCCCCACGGACGCGAUUAGUGUUGAGCGCUGUGCUGCUGCUGCUGUGGGACCCUGCGCACGGGGACAUAGGGAGCGGGGAGGUGGAUGGGAUUGUUUUGGAUGGGGGUGUAGCCUUAGGGUUAGACUGGGAGGACGGGAACUGGGUGGUGGAUAGGGACGAAAGAGGCGUGACGUACAGUAAGUGGCGCUACAAGAUCACAGACGGGCAACGGGGGCGUCCCGAAGGACGGCCAGUGACGCAGCGCCCCUCCGUCACCGCCCCUGACGGCGUCGACGCCAAUAGGGUAGGCAGGGUGGGACACAGUGGCUCUCGCUACCCCACCGUGCCACGGUCCUCAGGGGCGCCCAUGGCAGGGCAGGGCAGUCCUCAUCACGGACGGACCUCAGAGGGGGUUAGGAGAGGCCGGCCUUAUCAUGGACGGACCUCAGAGGGGGCUAGGAAAGGCCGACCUUAUCACGGGCGGACCUCUGAAGGGGCAAGAAAAGGCCGUCCGUAUCACGGGCAGACCUCUGAGGGCACGAGAGGUGGGAAUCAGGGACCCACUUCAGGAGGGGUGGAAAAAGUGCGUCCAUAUCCAGAACAGACCUCUGAAGGGGUAAAGAAAGGACGCCCUUACCCCGGACGGACCUCAGAAGGGGUGAAGAAAGGACGCCCUUACCCCGGACGAAUCUCUGAAGGGGUGAAGAAAGGACGCCCUUACCACGGACGGAGAUCUGAGGGGGUGAGAAGGGGACGUCCUUACCACGGACAGACAUCUGGAGGGGUGAGAGGGGGACGUCCUUAUCACGGACGGACAUCUGGAGAGGUGAGAGGGGGGCGUCCUUACCACGGACGGACCUCUGCAAACGGCACGGAAUCCACCACACUGCGCAUCGGUACCAAGUACACGUACACGGACGAAUACAAGAAGUGGCAUGGGUUGGUCUAUGGAUGUGGGUGUGACGAGAGGGGGUCUAGCAGCAGCAGCUGUGAUAUUGUGACUGGGCAAUGUCAUUGUAAGAGCAAUGUAGAUGGUCGCACCUGUUCCUCUUGUCGGCCUGGUCACUGGGGUCAUGUGUCAGGAUCUGGAUGCCAGCAGUGCAACUGUGACAAAAGAGGGAGCAUAAGUCCUCAAUGUGAGGAUGCAACAGGACAGUGCCGGUGUCGGCCAGGUGUUGGGGGUCCUCGUUGUGACACUUGCCUCCCUGGAUAUUGGGGUUUCUCCAGGCAGGGCUGUAAACCAUGUGACCCUUGUGGUAGUCCUGGACGUUUUUGUGACCCCAGUUCUGGGCGUUGCAUUUGUCCAGCCAACACUGAAGGUGACCGCUGCGAGAGGUGCUCUCCUGGCUCCUGGGAUUAUCAUGCAUCACGUGGCUGUAAGCCAUGCAACUGCUCUGGAGCUGGAGCUCUAAGUCGUCAGUGUGAUUCCCGCACCGGCUACUGUGUGUGUAAAGAAGGUUAUGAAGGGGAACACUGUGGCAAAUGCAAGUUUGGAUUUUUUGGGUUUCCACUAUGUAUCUCAUGCAGCUGCAACAUGGCAGGUACCAACCCGCUUAAUUGUGAUAGUAAAGGACGAUGCCAGUGUGAUGAUGGUGGACAGUGCCCAUGCAAGUCUAAUGUGGUGGGUCGUAGGUGUGGUAAGUGUGUGGGCGGGACAUUUGGCCUUUCGGUAAACAAUCCCUCUGGUUGUACUGGUUGCUACUGCUUUCGAAGAACCAACAAGUGCAUUCAGGCUGAGCUCACCUGGUCUCAGCUACGGAUGUGGGGUCGGCGGGUACUGACCAUCGAGUACCGAAAGCCUGUGGCUGGAGAACGACCUUUUCGCCCGCCUUUUGUGGUAGUCCAUCCCUGGAACACGCAGGAGAUAUGCUAUAUCAAUUUAGCUCUUCCUGGGGAGAGAACUCUAAACUUUGAAGAUGGUGAAACAAGACUCAACAUAACAAAUCAGCUGCAUGUCAUCCCUGGCACUGAAGGUCAUGUCACCAUUGGUUCCUCACUACUUUUUGAGGCUCCACUUUACUGGCAACUGCCUCGAGAAUUCAUGAGAGACAAGGUCAGAUCAUACAAUGGUUAUUUAAGAUUCAAAGUUCACAGUGAAGGAGACAAGAAUUUUCCAGAGCACAUUCUUCAGUCUUACCCGCUGGUUUCACUGCAGGGCAACUGGAAGCUUGUGUUGGAAUAUUACUCCCCUGCCAUAUCUCCUGAUGGACAAUAUGAAGUCAAGUUACGUGAGGAUUAUUGGCGGUUGAAAAACAAACCACAGAAAGUUACUCGUGAAAUGAUGAUGAUUGCUUUACAAAACAUCCAGCACAUUCUCAUACGUGCAACUGAUGCUGCAGAUGCAACAUCUGCAUCUCUUCAAGAUGUGACUCUGGAUGUUGCUGCAGAAGGUUUUCCUGUUUCAUCUCGCGUAGCCUUGGGUGUGGAACAGUGCAUCUGCCCGGCAAACUAUUCAGGCACUUCUUGUCAAAAUCCUAAUAUUGGGUAUUAUCGCUGGCAUAAAAAUAACUACAUUCAGUCCACUAUUAUUAUUGAUUUGGUGGGAGAGUCACGCCAGUGCCGAUGUAAUUUACGAUCUGAGACUUGUGAUGCAGAAACUGGCAUAUGCAAGAACUGCCGAGACAAUACAAUGGGAGAUCAUUGUGAAGUUUGUGUGACUGGUUACUAUGGUAACCCUGCUGUGGGACAAUGCAAGCCCUGUGCAUGCCCUUCACUGGAACAAAAUUUUGCCGAGACAUGCCAAGCUGAUCGAUAUGCUGGUUACAUAUGUCACUGCCGGACUGGCUACAAUGGUGAUAAGUGCGAUAGAUGUGACUAUGGUUAUUAUGGUCGGCCAUCACAGCAUGGUGGGUAUUGUCAGCCUUGUGGUUGUGAUCCAUUUGGUAGUGUUCGUGAAGGAUGUGACCAAGAUGGAGUAUGCACUUGCAAAAAAGGAAUCACUGGACGAGAUUGCUCUCAGUGUGCACCAAGGCAUGUCACCUCUGCAACAGGCUGCAAGUCAUGUGAAGAUGGCUGUGUCAACAUACUGCUUGAUGAAGUAGAAGAAAUGAUUAGAGCUGCUACUUCCAUUAAUGUAACAGGCUAUAUACCAGCCCCUUGGCCCAUGGUCAGAGAGAUCCAGAAUAUUACCAGAAUCCUGAGGUAUCAGCUAGACAGAUAUCACAGCAAUGUUGAUGCCUCUCAAGAACUUGUGGUUGAAUUUGAUUUAGACUAUUAUGCCAGAGAUCUCUUGCGCAAGGCAGAACAGCUGGAAGUGACAGCAAAAGAAACAUACCCACCAACUGCAGUCAUUAAAAUUGAGGCCCAGACGAUUUUAGAUUUAAUUAAAAGUCUCUAUACCCAAAUUGAUGAUACCAUUGCAUACCUUAAGAACUAUGCUAUUGGAGAGACUCCUAGUAUAUCUGUUGGUGGUGCCAUGUUGGAAGCUGAAAAGAUUUUGAAAGAGAUUCAGAUGCGCAAUUUUACCAAGUUUGAUAUUGAAGCUGAGAUAGAGAUAAGCAAGGCUAAACUUUUGCUGAACCGGAUAAUGAAAAUGGACCAGGAAAAUCCACACAUUCAAGCCCUUCAAGUUCGCAUAAAGGAUAUCGACAACAAACUUAAUGAACUUCUUCAAAGAAUAAAUGCAGCCAAUAGUAAAACAAAUGAGGCAGCUAUGGUGAAUGAAAGCAAUCGCAGGAGGCUUUCUCGUGUAAAGGAAUAUUCUGCAGAGAUCAAGAGCACUCGUCAAAUAGUUGAUGAUCAGAACUUCAACUCCACCCAGUUGCUGAAAGAAGCCAACAAAAACCUUAUUAACACCAGAAUUAAUUAUGAUGAUCUUGCCAACCUGUUAGUUGACUUGAGAAAUGGCUCCAACUAUCUUGAAGAGUUUGAGGGUCUUUUGUGGCGACUGAACAUUGAAUAUAGGGACAAAUAUGUCAAGAGAGCCCAUGACCAUGCAAUGGAACUUAUGAGAGAAUCAAUUAGACUAGAAAGUCUGUUUAACAAAACAAGAGAUGUUGCUGAUGGGCCUUUACGAGCAGCCAAAGCUUACCAGAGAAUUGUGGAUGCCUUGCUAAGUGCUGAGGGAGCAGCUAAGAAUGCUUCACUAGCUGCUGAGACUGCUUUUAAAGUGGCAUACCCAGGUGAUCCAGAGGAAUCUCUUGUGCGCCGGGCAACACUUUCUCUUCACAAAUCUCAAGAGUUACAUUCAAAGGGGGAAAAAUUGAAGAUGACUUUAGGGCAACUAUAUGCUGAGUUGGAUAAUCAGCGUAGUGCCCUUGGAACUACAAAGGGAAUUCUAGACGUAACAGAUGACCGCCUUAAUGCAUUGAAAACACUUAUGGAAACUCAGCUAACAUCAAGUAUUUCUUCAGAUAUUCAAGACUCACUGGAGAGAACUCAAACUACUCAUGCUAAUGUUCAGAGAACUUUGGACCAUGUAAACUCAAUACAUGUGAACCUUACCAUCAUUAGAGAGCGUACACAGGAACUUAACCGCAUUGACGCUUCUCUUCUCAAUGAAAUUAGAGACAAAAUAUCAGCAGGAGAGAGUCAUACUAUGAAAGGAGUUCGUUUAGCAAAUAAUCUACGGAAGACUGUUGACAGAAUUGAGAAUCGGGGAAAUGAUCUAAGAGAAAGGAUUGAAGCCCUCAAGAGGAAAAUUAAACAGACAAGACAGUAUGCAUCUUCAAUUCGUGUAUCUCUCACCACCAAUUCUUCUGGAAUAUGUACAAGGAAGUAUCGACCUUCACUUCAGCCUUCAACAACAACAAGCAUUUUGCUCAGCUAUGCUAUCAGCAGCUCUGAUAAAAAUGCUCUCCUGAUGUACCUUGGGUCUCACAACUCGAGUGAUUUCAUGGCAGUUGAGAUGGUAAAUAGAAAAAUUGAAUUCUCUUGGGAUGCUGGUGGUGGAGCUCAGAGGAUCACUCACCCACUGAAGCUCCUGACCAACACACCUCAGGUUUCUGAUGAUACACGGUGGUACCACAUCACUAUCAAUCGCAUUGGAAACAUUGGUCAGUUAUCUGUAACUCCAGCAAAUAUUGAAGGUCCAGCUGAAGUAGUAACACCUGUUAGUAAUGCUUCCCCUCCAGGUUUUAGUAAGAUGGAUCUACUGCCUUCAGAUAUUCUCUGGAUAGGUGGGAUUCCUGCUUCAGCACAAAACAUAGUGAAAACCAAGACGUUUGCUGGAUGCUUACACACACUCUCAAUAGAUGGGGAACACAUUGGUCUCUGGAACUUCACAGAGUCUGAAGGCUGUGGAGCCUGUAAUGAAGGAGAGGAAUUGGUGUCAAGACAAGCAGAUGAAAUUGCUCUUGGAUUUAAUGGCAAGGGUUAUUUCAAGGGCACAAAUAGAAUAAGAAUACCAAAGCAACAUUACAGUACUGUCCUGGCUUUCAAAAGUCUAGACGAAGAUGCACUACUCUUCUUAGCUGUAAAUGAGGUUAAAAAUCAGUUCUUCAGCAUAGCCUUGGAUAAUGGUCACGUAGUUUUUACUGUGCAGUUUGAUCCUCAAACUCGCCUUGUGAUGAAGUCUAGCAAACAGCUCAACAAUAAUGAAAAUAUGGUCCAGAUUCAAGCGACUGUGCAGAAUAAAGCCAUAGCUGGUGCGCGAAUGGGCCGACUGGUCGUUGGUGACCAAAACCAGCUAGGAACUGUGAAAGGAGGACCAGACCUUGAUCUCUCCUAUGUACCUUAUUACUUUGGUGGUGUUGAUCCUGAGUUUAACAAAGAAAGAUGGAGCAGUGAGUUAAUUCUGCGUUCACUCUUGGGCUGUAUGGCAGGACUGAGUGUGCUGGAAGAAGGCAAAAAUCCACUCACUGAUGGACAGUAUUAUGGUGUUGAACAGUCUUGCCCUGAAAAGCCAUUAAAUGAUGUAGGCUUCCUUGGUCAAGGAUUUAUAGAACUUCAGUCUCAUGUCCUGAAGCGCGAAUCAAACUUUGGAUUCACAUUCCAAACCAUGGAAGCAGAUGCCCUCUUAAUGCUCUCUACAUUCAUUGGACAGGACAGUGAAACAGAGGGAGACAUGACUACAACAACUACCACCACCACCACAACACCCACUCCUCUUCAACCAGGGGAGGAGCAUCCCCCAGACUAUUACUCUGUCUCUUUAGUGGAAGGUCAUCUGGAUAUCCGACUUAAUGGAGGAACUAGCAGCCACAGAAUUAUGUCAUCAGCAAAAUAUAAUGAUGGAUAUUUGCACUCAUUCUUUGUCAUCAAAGAAAACAGAAAAGUCACCCUGAAGGUGGAUGAUAGAGAAGUUAAUGGAACAAGAUUGGACCGAGGAAGUCAAGUUGUGUCCGGACCAGAUACGGGAGGGCUCUAUUUUGGUGGAGUUCCUGAAGGAAUUGAUGCUGUAACCAUGGUUGGGUCUUCCAGAGCAUUAAAAGGCUGUAUCCGUGAUGUGAUUGUUAAUAACAGGGUAGUGUCAUUUUCACGGCCAGUGAAAUUCAAAGAUGUGUACAUUGGUCGUUGUGCUGAUCUUCCACCCACUGCGAUGCAAGGCAUGGAAGGAGAUAUGAAGGAGAUAGACUCAUGCCAACCCCCAACCCAGCAUACAGUGGAGUACAAAGCACUUAAAUUUGGAGAUCAGCUUGAGUCAUAUGUGAUGGUACCUAUGAAUCCCAGGACCUUUAAAAAGAACUUCAACAUUUCUUUUGAAUUUCGGACAUAUUAUCCAAAUGGACUAUUUUUCAUUGGCUCGAAUAUAAGAAAGAAAAAAACGCAAACAAUAUCAGCCCAGCUUCGUAAUGGAAGAGUAAUUGUCUCGCUGAGGAAGCACAAUAAAAAAGGCCCAAAGGAUACAGAGGCAAUUUCCCCUCCAGGGCUUAAUACUGGACAGUGGAGAAAGGUUAUGAUUGAGAAAGUUAGGAAGCGUCUUCAUCUUUUCAUAGAUAAUCAGUUGGUGAAGAAGGUUAAAGCUCCUCGCAAGAUGAAUGUUGGCCGGGCAUUAUUCUUGGGAAGUCUGCCAGCAAAUAUUGUCAUUCCAGAUACUAUGCAGGAAACUGAAACUCUACGUGGCUGUUUACGAAACUUAAAAAUUAAUGGAGAAGAUUUUGAAAUACCGAACAAUAGGAGACGAGAUCACAUUGUUGGUGUUGGCCAGUGCUUUGCCAGUGUACAACCUGGUUCAUAUUUCCCAGGAGAUGCUUAUGCAAUCUAUAGUGAUGAUUUUAAUGUUGGUUCCUUGUUGGAAUUAAGACUGGAAUUCCGGACUUGGGAGUUAAAUGGCAUUAUUCUUAGUGUUGCUGAUCCUCAAGGAACAUCACUUUCUGUUGAACUUGUUAAUGGAGCUGUAUUGCUAAGUGUCGACAUGGGUACUGGCCAUCCUUUUAGUGCUAGAGUGGGACUUCGAAAUAAAUUCAGCUUCUGUGAUAACAUGUGGCACACUGUAAAAGCCAGUUAUAUUAAAGACUCUAUUUCCUUAAGGGUUGAUGAUUACCGCGAAGCAUAUGGCUUUAAUGGUUCUGGUAAUGAUAAAGGAACACUUACUGGUGCUCCAUUCUAUGUUGGAGGAUUACCAGACACGGCCCUUCAGGGAACCCUUAUGUCUCGUGAAAACUUCAAAGGCUGCAUCCGCAAUAUUGUUCUUAACAGUGAACGACGUGAUUGGACUGACAUGUACAGGUUGCAAAAUGUUUUACUCAAUGCUUGUCCUGUUCAGUAAAUAGUUUUCAGCAGACUUUUUUUUCUAAUCACUUAGUUCUCAUGAUCAUCUUCAUUUAUGUAUAAAGAUAUUAAAGUACAAAUUAAUUUUGCAAUAAUUAAUGCAAAUAUAAAGCAUACAGUUAUGUAAGGAAUAGAUAAAGGUGGUUUGGUUAUCAGGACAGCCAUUUAAGAAAUAUGCAAUAGACCAUGUACAAUGCAUGAUACUGACAAGUUGAGGAAAUGACAUGUGCAAACAUUUAGUCCUGGGAUCUUGUUUACUAAGGUCCAAACAAGUAAAGAUGGAUCAGAUAAAGCCAAUUGGAAAGUCAUCUGAUGGCCUUGUUAUUUGGUCAAAAAUCAUGCAGCAUCCUGUUUCUUGCUCAGUAUUAGAAAUUGUGAUCAAUGCAGCUUCUUGACACUCGUCUUUUUAGUUCAAGUUCUGUGAACACUAUAUAGGCCUUAUACUGGUUCAUCAGGUAACAUUCUUUGUUCUUGUGGGUUUAGCAGGCAAUGCAUUUAUGCUUGCUCAAUCUGAGGGAUAGGUCCUUCUAUAUAUUUAGUAUUCCAGUGUCCACAGGAAAAUGUGUUGACCCUAGUAGUAGAAACUGAGUAAGAGGUCUUUCAUGGACGGGUGGUUCUAGUAGAUAUGUUAUUUUAACAAGUGCUGUCAGCCAUGUCACCACAUAAGAGUGCUAGGUACAUUAAUAUUAUAAUAAAAAAAAGUAAGCACUAAACCACAAGGGCCAUACAGUGCUAGGUACAAUACUUCUUUAUAGGCCUUACAGUGGGGUUGGAGGCAUGUAAGAUGAUUGGGAGUCCUUAAUCUACAGUCUUGGAACAAAAAAAAAAAAGUCUGAUAUAAGAGCUUUUCUUCUAAAAAAUAAUUUAGGAUUGGAAAUACAAAGGAGAACUUUUAGAAAGAAGCUAAUUAUUAUUAUUUUGGUACCUGUCUUGUGAGUAAACAUAUUAGGUGAUCCUUGUCG
This is a messenger RNA of Cherax quadricarinatus, 10161 nucleotides long. NCBI's taxonomy places the organism in Eukaryota, Metazoa, Arthropoda, Malacostraca, Decapoda, Parastacidae. The record is from RefSeq and is a predicted model, not a curated record.